ACACACACACACAUUACAGAGGACAUUGUUCAGCAGACACCUAACAAAUGGAUAUUGCUGGAGGUUAUGAAGAACACAAUCACUUAAAGGGUUAGUUCACCCAGAAAUGAAAAUCCUAUCAUGAAUUACUCACCUCUAUCCCGUUAACAGUGGAAAGCGUUCGUGUGUGUGUUUUUACAUCUCCAAAAUGACCCAGUGCAUCAAAUAUUAUGAAAUGAAUGAGUGACCUGAAGAGAUGAAGGGCAGACGGAUGGAUGUGCACUGAGCUGACUCUAUCUGUCACUAUGAAAGAACUUCAGCUUUCUAUACGAGACCAAUUUCUGUUCAGCACCACAGAAUGAUGCAACUCGCAACCAAGACCACGACGUGAAUCUGAAAACGAUCUCUGCUUCUCCAGGAUAAACACUUACAUAAAGAUUCAGCCAAACAUGUACAUGAACAUACUGUCAUCAUUGACUCACCUGCACAUCACUCAAACCCUCUUUAACAGCUACAGUUUGUGCUCCUGCUGAGCUAUCAUACAGCUUCAGUAAAAAGAAAAAUCACAGAUGAGAUCUCUUGAAAAACCUCUAUUAUUUGUCCUAGACAUCAGUGUGAACAAAUGAAGAGUAAAUGAGCUCAGGUUUGUCAAGUCUGCAAUCAAAAGUCAAUAUUAUUGAAGAUCUCGAUAUGAACUCAAACAUUUCUCAUUAAAUUUAACCAAAUCUAGAUGAUUUGACCUCUACAAUCUACAUUCAUUUCACACCUUCAGUUACAGUCUCUGUUGUUUCUGUUUUUAUUCCUCAUGAGCAAUUUUACAUUGCAGAGACUUAAAUGAAACACAACUGAGAACUCCAUCAAAUCUUCUGGGAUUUCAUUGCAUUAUUCCUUUAACCUUCAAACAGCUGCUACUCUAAAACGUGUAGUAACGUGAAGUUAAAUAACUUGAUUUAAACAUCACUAAGACCUGAUCCAGCCUUAUAGCUCUUCACAAAUGCACAUUAAUUUGGAGAUGUUUAGCGGUGAGGUCACCUCUAAAUGAGGGAUUUUAAAGCAAUUUUGAUGGAGUGUCUCGCUCUCUCACUUCAUAACCCUGUGUGUGUUUAUGACGUGUUGUUUAUGUGCGUCUUGUUCUCUCAUAGAAGACAUCGAUCUGGCUCUCCUCUAAUCUGCUGCGCUGCUAAAAGGCAAGAAUUAAGCUGCACUUGAACACGUCACUAACAGAAAGAGAGAGAGAGAGACUCCAGAGACACAUUGAUGGAGCAUGUGGAUCAUCCGCAGGUUUGAACGUCUUCUCCCUAGGGGUCCAUUCACACUGUGAGAGAGACAUUACUGUUUGUGUGUGCGUGUGUGAUGCGGCCCACUCAUAAAAGCAUAACACACACAUAUGAGAGAGAGAGACGUGAAUAUUAUUAAAUAUAAACAAAUAACAAGUUAACCGGAAGUGCCAUAAAAUACAACAAUGCUAGGAACAAUUGCGUGGAUACAGAAGGUGAUUCCAAAAGUGGUUGCUAGGGUAUUACUAUGCGGUUGCUAGGGUGUUUUAAAGUGGCCCGAGUAAAGAGCCGACACCAAGAUAUUGCGUUUUGUUCGAUUUUUAUACACACUUUACUGUCUACAAUGCAAUACAUUAACAUCCAUAGCACAAACAGUGCAAAUUAAACUAAUUAUUUGGGUUUACAAAAGUAACACCAGAAAAACAAACCACACAACCACACUUUUGUUACAGCCGUAUCAGGUCUCACAUUAAUCCGAUUGAUUUGUAUUUGUCCUGAUCCCUGGCACGAGUGACAGACGGCUGACAGACAGUUCAUUUAAACUGAGACGUUCACACAAUCAUCCCGCCUGUCUAUUCCUCCGUCUGUCCUCUUCCUCCACUCCAUAUUCCUCUUCUCCAGCAGCAGACAAAGCUAUCGCCACCAGAGGAACGGCUCUGAUUGUAUGUGGCCAUUGUGCACUCCGUCUUUCCUAAAUGAGAGACGAGGCUCCUCUAUUAGCAGCUGUCAAUUAAAGGGCUGCGAUGGGACUGUGGCGGUACAGACGUCCGUAUUCUCCGCCUCGGCGGCGUGGGCUGAAUUGGCAUGUGAAAUAAUACAGAUAUGUGGCUCGGAAUCAAACCAUGGGCGUUAAUUAAACACAGAGAUCAAACUAACAACGUCAUUUUCUACCAAUCCAACUCUGGGGCACUUAUUUUACCCGCUCAUUAAACAAAUACAACACAACAUCAUUAAUGAAGAACAUCAGGUCAUUCUGUCACCGCAGGCAUUUACAUGUUGUGCAUGCGUGAACUGUCGUUUAACAAACUACAUGCAGUCAUUUUAUAGACAUGAUGUGCACGGAGAUGGAUGUGAGCUCACAACUGCACAAAUUUAACAACCAAGAAUCACAACACACACACACACACACUCAAAUGACGGUGAGAGAGUGUGUGUUUCUCCAGUAGAUGUCAGUAUAAUCUUCAGAUGUUACAAGCGUUCUGCAAUCCGUCAGGUGCGUUCAUGCUUAAAAAACGUUCAGACAUACAACUAAAACCACACAAAAGAAGUUUGGUUGCAUCACCCAAUAUAUUUAUACAUUAUUUCCAUGUCGUUUUGGGGGGGGGUAUAUUUAUAUGUUAAUACCGGGGUAUUUCAGUAAGAGACAUCCAACAUUUGCAUAAACACACAGAGCAGAUCACUCUCAAUCAAGAGUUGCUUUGAUCCUGAGUUCAUUGAUGAUGUGAAAACAUGUUUAAUCUGAUGUUCGGCUAAACAGAAUGUGAUUUUGGACAUGGCAUCGAGGUUAUUCAAUGGGUCUGUUGAUCAUACACUAGUAAUCUUUGAAGUACACUGGAGUAUUAUUCAAAUAUCAUUGUAUGUGAAUGUGGUUUAUAUGAAAGUUUAACUCAAAUGUUUUGACAUUGUUAGUAAUUAAAUGUGUAUAGUAAUUGAGUGGUAUUGUUAUUUCAUACAAAUGUAUAAUGUCAAAUGAAUACAGCAAUAAAUCAAUACCCUAGUAUUACCCCCUGAUGCCAUUAGUAUACCAUGGUACCGCCACAGUACUCUUGUAUAAGUGGAUUAGCGUCACACAUCACGCGCAGCGGUACAUUUUUCGCCAAAAGGUUUUUCAUGGUUUAGUGUAGACACAAAUCUCCGAGGACGCGCUGCGCAGUCAUGGCACGUUCGAGCAAGACGCUCAAAUCCCGUUUAAUCCAGAGGCGUCGGAGCGCGUUAACGCGCCGCAGGGCUCUCGUAUCGAUCCAUUGGGCAACUGCGCGCUGUCCGUGGCGCUGAAAUCCAGUCAAUCACUUCAGUCACACACGAACGUCUCUCUACACAAUCAUUUGUGCGUAAAUAUCACACACAUCAUAUGUGUAAUAGCUAAGAAAGGGACGUUUUAAAAAAAUAAAACUCAGUUUUAUCAUAGAGUUACGUUAAUGAAUAGCCUAAGCGUCCUCCUCCUCGCGUGUAAAGUGAAGUGCGUUAAUGAUAUGUGAGAAUGAUGCUGGAAAGGGUCCUCCUGUGUCUCCUCCCAUCCCUCCUGUUCUCCAUUCCUCACUUCCACUCCUCAUUUCGCGUUCACCAACGAGAAGAGCUUCAGCCGUCCAGCAUCAUGUCCUCAGACGUCCAACUGCGUGACCGAACGGACCCACUGACCACCUGCGACCGAGAGAGCGGAGACCCCGCAGGCGACACGAGCGACUGAGAGCAGGUAGGUGUGUGAAUUCAUAACUCCUGGCUGUAGUGAACUGAGCAGCUGAAUCCGACGCCAUGGACACAAUUAACUUCACCUUCUGGAAUGCCUCCGAGGGCAAUGAGACGGAUGAAAUGGUGGCGGAUGAGAGCCCGUAUAAGACAGUGGAGGUGGUGUUUAUUGUACUCGUGGCCGGAUCGCUCAGUCUGGUCACCGUGAUCGGGAACAUUUUGGUCAUGCUUUCCAUUAAGGUGAACAGGAGCCUGCAGACCGUCAACAACUAUUUUCUGUUCAGUCUGGCCUGUGCUGACCUCAUCAUAGGCCUGUGCUCUAUGAACUUGUAUACGGUCUACAUCGUGAUUGGAUACUGGCCCCUCGGGCCGGUUGUGUGUGAUCUGUGGUUAGCUCUGGAUUACGUGGUGAGCAACGCUUCGGUCAUGAAUCUUCUGAUCAUCAGCUUCGACCGCUACUUUUGUGUCACCAAGCCGCUCAGCUACCCGGUAAAGAGGACUACCAAGAUGGCGGGGAUGAUGAUCGCGGCCGCCUGGGUGUUGUCCUUCAUCCUCUGGGCUCCGGCCAUUCUGUUCUGGCAGUUUAUCGUUGGGGGGCGUACGGUGCCAGAGAAAGAGUGCUACAUCCAGUUCUUCUCCAACGCGGCGGUUACGUUCGGCACGGCCAUAGCCGCUUUCUACCUGCCAGUUAUCAUCAUGAUGGUGCUUUACUGGCAGAUCUCCCGGGCCAGUAAGAGCCGCGUGAAGAAAGAAAACCGCAAGCCGUCAGGCGCCAACCUGGAGGUAGCGUCUCCGAGCCAGAUGCGUGAAAACACCGCCAACAAACCCACCAACAACAACGUGACGGUCGAAGAUGCCGAGCGAGGUCAGACCCAGGUCACGGAAGAUGCGGCCAACCAAGACGAUGCCAAACUUCAGAACGGCAAAGCGUCGUCAGCGGAUGAAGGAGUUAGAGGCAACUGUGUCCCCGGCGAGGAGAAAGAAAGCUCCAACGACUCCACCUCGGGCAGCGGCGGCGUCACGAAUCAGAAAGACGAAGCGGCGCCAUCGGUGCCCAACGACGCUCCCGCCAGGCGUCGCGCCAAAUCGGGAGGAUCCAAACUCACAUGCAUCAAGAUCAUCACCAAAUCACCCAAAGGAGAUUGUUACGCUUCCUCGAACGCCAAGGUGGAGAUCGUUCCGGCUACUGAAAGGCAGAACCACGUGGCGAGGAAGAUCGUGAAGAUGACCAAGCAGCCGCCCAAGAAGAAGAAGGCGCCGUCCUCUCGGGAGAAGAAGGUGACGCGCACCAUCAUGGCCAUCCUGGUGGCGUUCGUGGCUACCUGGACGCCCUACAACGUGAUGGUGCUCAUAAACACCUUCUGCUCCAGCUGUAUUCCCAACACGGUGUGGACCAUCGGAUACUGGCUCUGUUACAUCAACAGCACCAUCAACCCCGCCUGCUACGCCCUGUGUAACAUCACCUUCAAAAAAACAUUCAAACAGCUGCUGCUCUGCCAGUAUAAGAACAUACGCUCCAUCCGUUGAGCGGUCCGCACGUGUGUGUGUCAAGGUCAAGUCACAUGAAAUGGCUUUAAGUCUGUAUAUAUCCGACCUGUGCUUCAUUUACAUAAAGCUGAACUCUGUUUGUCAUGUCGCUGGUAGAGAUCGCCAGCGCUCAUUAAAAACGAGUGACUUCCAAAUCGCCGUUAGUUUGAACGUCCAUUAAGACUUCAGCAAUUCAAACAGAGAGAUUGAAGGGGUUUCAGGUAAUGAGACGGCCCACACAGAAUCAUUCAGACAGUGUUUGGGAAUCUCAUUACGCUUUCCAAUAAGACUGUAUUGCUUUCAACUCCACUGAACAUGUGUUACUCGGUUCAAAUCCAGAUUAUCUCCGUCUGGGCCUGCCAUGAGUGCGUGUGUGUGUGUAUAUCAUUUUUGUUUUUAUAGAUAAUAUUGUUGUAGCACUUUACACACGUAGAUGUGAUGCAUGUCACAAAAGAAGGACGAGAAGUGCUCAUAUAUUUGAUUCAUGACAAAAAAAUGAAGAUGGUCAGAUUAGAGUCUGUCCUAUUCAAUAAUAACACACAUAUACGGGGACAACAGGGCUGACUGAAGAUCCAAACCCAAUCUGUUUGAGCUUCGGUAUAAAUUCACACGUGUAUAUAAAUGUACAUAUGUUAAUCACGUACUGUAACGUUUGUUUGGUGUGCUGAAUGAUGUGCGUGCGUGUUAUAAAGCUGCUUUAAAGUCAACAGGAACUCAUUUUACUUCUGAAGCACAAUAUUCAACAAGAGACGGAAACAUGAAGGCUGAAGAAACUACAAACCAGAUUUGAUGAAAGACAGUUCCCAAAUGGUAUAAUAACAAAGACGGUAUAAUAGCAUGCACAGACCAUGCAAAAAGUUUUCUUAGGAAAGUAAACCGUCUCGAGUUCACAUUGACUUUAAAGCAUUCAUCAAACGGAUUGCGACAGGUGUAUGUGUGUGUGUCGUGUGUGUUACGUGUGCUCUCAGAGAGCAAUAAGAGAGCUGGAGAGGCUCUCUGGUGUGGCCGUAUGUUAAAGUGGAUGAGCUGUGAGUGCUCGGGGGCUCCAGGGAUGCAAAUCUAAAGCUUUUAAAGUGAGCAGACGUGCAGGAUAAAGAGGCUCUCAGCGACGCGCCCGCAUUAGCAUCCCGCUCACCUCUGCUUUGCAUUUACACAAAACAGUUCACUCGCGGCUGAGAGAAAGAAAAGAAGAUACCAGCUACACACGGACAGAAGAGCGCUCAUUUACAUCCAAAGCUAGUGGCCAAACUGUAAAAAACACUCUUAGGCCGGGUUUCACAGACAAGGCUUAAGGCAAGUCCCAGACUAAAAUGAAUGUGUGACCUGUCUUAAGUGAACAUAAUUUGUCCAUAAAUAUCUUAAAAUAUAUCAGUGCCAUUGUUUUACAGUAAAGUAUUCUUCUAAAGCAGUUUUAUAAAAGCGACAUAUCAUAAUUCAACUAGGCAUAGUCCUGGCUUGAGCUAAGCAGUGUCUGUGAAACCGGGCCUUAAAGUUCUUAAAAGAGCCGAGGCUCACGUCCAGAUUCAUUGUAAAUAACACGAGACACUUGUUGCGUCGUGUGUUCGUGACCUGAUGAUGCUCUGAUCUCUGGGUUGAUGAUCUGCCUGCAGACGGCCUGUUUGAAAGAUUUGUGCGCGUGUGUGUGUGUGUGAUUGAUUGCCCCGGAAAGGGGUUUAAACUAAAUCACAGGUUUCUGCCUUGUGAAUUUAAAGGGCUAAAGCGAAUAAGCUUUCUCAUCUCAUUAUGAGACGUUGUGUCACCAUACAUCAGUUUUGAUUCAUUAAACCAGACGUACAGAAUCCUGCCUGAAGCAGAGGAUCAUGGGAUAAAUCAAUCAGUUGAUCAGAGAAAGUGACAGUGAUGCAUGCUGGGGGAAUGCUGUACAUCUCCUGCUGGGAGAUGACGUUUGAUGUCUUGUUUGUGUUGAGCGGUGUUUUUUUAUGAGCGCUGCACUCGUACUUUCCCCCUGUGAUGAUAGUCACUCUCGAACUGAAUUUGACUGAGUCCGUAGACAAGACUCUCGUCAAAACAUUCGUAUAUUUUUUCUCAUUGUCAUGUCAAACCUGUAUGAGUUUGUUCUUCUUCUGCAGAAGAUUUAUUCUGCACAAUUUAUUUUUGAAGAAUUUUGAUAAUCAAACAACACUGAACCCCAUUGACACCCCAUUGACUUCCAUUGCAUGAACAAAAAACACAUUUCUCAAAAUAUCUUCUUUUGUGUUUUACUAAAAAAGGUUUUAAACCACACAAGGGUAAAUGAAUGAUGAAAGAAUUCUCAUUUAUGGGUAACACAUCUCUUUCAAAGUAAACAACGGUUGAUUUUGAAUGGUAACGGUUGUUACCGUGCUAAAUUGUACUGAUAGCAUGCAUAUGCUGAGAUUUCUUUCUCCCACACACAUAUAAUCUCUGUCAGUGUUUUCAUCUCAUGAUGUUUUGUUGUUUUCAGCUCUAUGACCAAAGUGUUUAUUGUAGAAUGUAGAGCUGAGUCACACACACAUCCGCCUCAUUCUCUACCCGCUCACAUGAGCACCACAGCGCCCCCUACAGACCUCACAUGACACCGUCUUGCAUUUCACAAACUGUCAUUGUCCACCUCUGACUGUUUGCUAUCACUGUGUGUGUGUGAUCUCUUUGUGCUGGAGGUGAGAGGUCGUGACAGAUGCUUGCUGGUGUUGUGCUAUAAACCGCAUGCGGGACAGAUAGUGCAGGUGUCAGAUUGAGUGUUCAGACAGAGAUCUGUGAGCUACACACUCUCUCCUGUCACCCCGUCUUUACAUGGGCCGACACUCAUCGAACACACUCUGUGUUCUUCAGAGAGAGAUAAACAUGUGAGAGAGUGUGUGACGCUCAACGACAUCAUAUUUACAACAGCUCAGAGAGUCCUAAACCACUGUGGGGACUCUCUCACACACACACACACACAUAUAGUACGUGAUUUGCUGUGUGCGUUGUGAUGUUCAGAGAGCUCAACACAUCAUCGUCCUGCCAUCAUCAUCAUCAUCAAGAGUAAACUGACAGCACAAUUAAUAUAAAAGGGCUUGAAUAUAUUUAUCGGUUAUUGAUAUUAUUUAAUCAUUAUAGUUAUUAUAUACUGUAUAUUUGUUAUUGAUUUUUAUAAAUAUACAGAAAGUUCACUGUUCUUGUGCUUUUUAGGCAAAAAGUUUCGAAAAAAUUAUUGAUUAGUUAUUGUGUUUAUGGAGGUUGUUUUGGGCAAGUUUAGAUUUUAAGUGUAGCUGUAAAUAUUUGUUUCUUUAAUAACGUUUUCCUUGGUAAGCACAAAGAGAUGAAUAAUAUCUGCUGUGUGUGUGUGUGUGUGUGUGUGUGUGUGUGUGUGUGUGUUUGUGUGCAGGUCACACAUGUUGUGUGUUUGAAGUUUGCAGGAUCAUGACUCAGAGAUCAUGUAAAUCAGCACAUGCUCACUGUUUUUGAUACACACAUGCACAGACACACAAACAACUGACCGAUGAUGUGUAUGUGUGUAUGUGUGUGUGUGUUUAACGGUCAUCCCUGAAGUGUCUCAAGCCUCUCUCUCUCUAUCUGUGUGUUUAGACACACAUAAACUCAAAUGUAGCGUGUGAUGGUGGUCACAAAGUCAUCAGAGCAGAGACACACACGACCAACCAAUGAACACUAAAGAUGGAUAGAACAAAUUACAAUGGACAAAACCAACGAGCAGUCUUCAUCAAACGACAGACGUGCUUUUGUACAGUUUUCUAAAUCAGUAUGUAAAUAUAAAACAUCCAUAAAGUGGAAAUUUGGGUCGGACGGGACUUUCAAAAGAACCAAGCCAUACGUGGACAUUACAGCAGGACAGAAAGCAGACAGCGUGAAAAUGAAAGAUGACUUUAAGGAACUUGUUGGUGGCCAUAGCAACUAAAGAAGAAUUCUUCGCACGUUUGAGUUUAAAGUAGUUUUUUGGCUCAUUAAUGGUGACUUGACGACGACAGGGAGAAAAUGUGCUUCAGGCCAGAAACAGACUCAACACAAGUAUGCAAAUACAGAGAUGAACGCUCGAGCAGCCCGUUGAGGAUGCUCAACGUUCACUCAUGUGUUUUUGUGAUGGUAACAAUCUUCAGUCCUCAGGGGAGUGACGACGCUUCAUUCACACGUCUGUGCAGAUAACCAGGUUAGAAUCAGAAUUGACCUGAAAGACAAAAUACUUAUAAGGCAGUUUAUAAUAUAUGUGCCAAAUGUUGAGAAUGCAUCCUGUAUCCCUCACAAAUAACAAGUAGACUGAACUUAAGCAAAAUUCAAUUAUAUUUUAAGUAUACUUUAUGUACAGUAGUAUACUUGUGAGUGUACUAUUUCAAUACUGUUUGGAACUAAAGUUUGGGACUAUAUUUAUAAUGUUUUAUUUUGAGUAUAAAAGAAGUAUACAAAGCAGACUUGUAGUGUGGGAUAAGACACAGAUGUAGUAUGUGCUUCGCCUAAAUGGGCCAUUAACACAGUUUGCAUUCUUACGCAAAGAUUUGUUGAAGCAGAACUGCUUUUAUUUGAUGCUCAUGGAUGUGAGAGGUGUCACAUCGGCCAAAGACCUCCGUCUGUACAUAUUAUAAACCAACAGAAGAAUGCGUUCUGUGUGAACAAGUGUCUGGACUCAAACAUCAGGUGCUGGUUUUUAUCUGUAUCCCAAAAUAUCUGAUUUCAGACUUUGGGUCAUUCAUGAUGAUGAGACAUUGACUGGUGAAGCUGUAUGUACAGAUCUGAGCAUGUGUAUAUAAUAUGGUUUAUUUUUCAUGGCUACAUGUAUCACGUGCUUUCUAUUCACUGUGAGUUGUGAUGCCGUGUGCUUUGUUAUCAUUUGUAUUACAAUAUAUCGUGGACAUUCUAUACAUGUAGCACAGAUGACUUGUAAAUACAUGUGUUUAUUCAUAAAUCUCAAUGUUAUUGAUCUUUGUGAGGCCAAUGAUCCGAAGGGCAUUCUGAAUUGCUGAUCAUUGAUGCGAUGAAACGGUUUAAAGUGUGUUUAUAAGAUUUGCUGUAUUGUGAGAUUUUGGAGAAGAAUUCUAGCAAAUAAAAGUCU
Triplophysa dalaica is the source of this 10209-nucleotide messenger RNA. It is a transcript of the gene chrm2a, whose product is annotated as cholinergic receptor, muscarinic 2a. The transcript is spliced from 2 exons. NCBI's taxonomy places the organism in Eukaryota, Metazoa, Chordata, Actinopteri, Cypriniformes, Nemacheilidae. The record is from RefSeq and is a predicted model, not a curated record. Gene Ontology annotation, biological process: regulation of heart contraction; adenylate cyclase-activating adrenergic receptor signaling pathway. Gene Ontology annotation, molecular function: G protein-coupled acetylcholine receptor activity. Gene Ontology annotation, cellular component: plasma membrane. Bases 3729 to 5189 code for a protein of 486 amino acids.